Molecule: messenger RNA, 1456 nt
Organism: Rhagoletis pomonella (apple maggot)
Lineage: Eukaryota; Metazoa; Arthropoda; Insecta; Diptera; Tephritidae
Product: protein ANTAGONIST OF LIKE HETEROCHROMATIN PROTEIN 1-like
Exons: 4
Coding region: 165-1409 (414 amino acids)
Source: RefSeq, a predicted model, not a curated record
UAAAUCUGCGUUAACUAAACUACCCGUUCACAUAUAGGAGUUUGGCUGCAAAAUUGACAAUCAGCUGUCAAGAUUGUUUUGACAAGUUUUUUGUUCAUGGACAAUAGUUUGGUGGAACAUUUAAGUGUUUUUCGUUUGCUAAAUUAUUAUUAAUUAUUAACGAUAUGGAAAGAAGGCAAAAAGAUGCAAUAGUUCAAUUAAUUGCGCAAUUGGCUUCCAGUAAUAGACAGUUGGAAGAGAUCCGAAAAAGGCGGCUACUGAGAUUGAAAAAAAUUAUGGCAGCAAUACGAAUGCGAAACUCUUUAUUAUAUUUUAUAAUAAGGAAUAACACGCCAAAGCGUCUGUGGACACACGCGAGACACGGUAAGUUCUGGGAGCUGGACAUUCCUGCCAGCAGCGACCAAUUUUUUAAGGAGUGCUUUAGAAUGAGCCGCGAAUCCUUCGCCUUUUUAUGCAACGAGGUGACGUCCAUUGCAAAAGCCGAUACAACUUUUAGGAAAUGCAUCCCUUUAGAUAAGCGUGUCGCGAUUGCUUUAUAUGCGCUUGGUUCCUCAGCUGAAUACAGGACAAUCGGCCGGCUGUUUGGAGUAUCAAAAGGAAGCGUUUGUAAUAUUUUAAUAGACUUUUGUUCUGCGGUAUGGGACAAGCUCGCUCCUAAGUAUUUACCCAGCACAUUCCUUACGCAAGAAAAAAUUGAAGAGUGUGUUAAGGGAUUUGAGAAAAUUGGAUUUCCUCAAUGUCUCGGCGCUGUCGAUGGAUGCCACAUUGAAAUAAGACCAUCAGCCGCUGAUGCUGUAGACUAUCAUAAUUAUAAGGGUUGGUACUCAAUGGUUUUACUAGCCCUCGUUGACUACAGGUAUAGGUUUAUGUAUAUAAAUGUUGGAGCACCCGGCCGCUUCAACGAUUCUCAAAUUUUCGAAAAAUCAUCAUUAAAACGAAUUCUCCAAAGCCCUCUUCUCAGCGAGAAUGCGAAACCAAUAUCUGGCACAAAUGUUCCAAUCGUUGUGCUGGGAGACUCAGCAUUUCGCUUUACGCAAUUUCUAAUGAAGCCUUAUCCUUACAACGCAACAGCCGGAAACAGCGAAAAGGUGUUUAAUUAUCAACUUUCCAAAUCUAGAAGAGUAGUAGAGAAUGCCUUCGGCCACUUGAAAGCAAGGUUUAGAAGAAUUGGUAAAGGCAUUGAUAAUGACAUCAAAAAUGCAACAUCAAUAAUAAAAUGUUGCUGUGUCCUGCACAAUUUCGUUAAUGAACGUAAUGAUAGCAUUAACAACAAUUGGAUCCAAAUCCAAACCAAUUUUGAAAUCGAACAUCUACGACAGCAACCAGAACCGCCCUACAAUACUCAAAACUACAAUCCCAGCGCGGAAAACAUAAGAGAAUCAAUCGCUUCAUUUUUAUGUACCUUUUAAAAUUCAUUUAUUUCAUACUUUUAUUUUUUAAUUCAUUUCUUUUUUUU